Sesamum indicum (sesame) is the source of this 1668-nucleotide messenger RNA. RefSeq names its product flavonoid 3'-monooxygenase CYP75B137. Gene Ontology annotation, molecular function: iron ion binding; heme binding; monooxygenase activity. NCBI's taxonomy places the organism in Eukaryota, Viridiplantae, Streptophyta, Magnoliopsida, Lamiales, Pedaliaceae. The record is from RefSeq and is a predicted model, not a curated record.
UAAAGCAGCAAAUGUUAAUUCAAAGGAAAAGAAUAGACUUCCUUCUGAUCCUACCAUCGAUAUGCAUCUCCUAAUUGAUUCUGUUCUUAUAGCAUCAGCGGCAUUACUUGCUUUAUCCGUCUCCUGGCAAGUUUGGAAGCUAAUCAAAUCACACAGAAAACUUCCAGGCCUGCCUCCAGGCCCCGGAGGCUUGCCGAUUGUUGGCUACUUGCCGUAUGUUAGACCAAACAUUCACAUCCAAUUCACAGAACUCGCUCAGAAAUAUGGUCCAAUCUACAAGCUCUGGCUUGGGAAGAAACUGUGCAUCGUGAUCAGCUCGCCGUCACUCAUAAAAGAGGUGCUACGUGAUCACGACACGAUCUUUGCCAACCGUGACAAAACUGUGACGACCCUCAUUGGCACUUACAAUGCCAAUGACGUGGGGUGGUCCCGAUACGGCCCUCAAUGGCGGACGUUGCGUAGACUGUUCGUGCGAGAGAUGCUGAGUGCUAAUAGUCUUGAUGGCUCCAGCAAUCUCCGGAGAGAUGAGGUUAGAAAGAACGUCAGAAGUGUCUGUUCCGAGAUUGGCAGGCCUGUCAAUAUAUGUGAACUAGCAUUUCAGAUAAAUCUCAACGUUGUGCUGGGGAUGACGUGGGGCAGCACGAUUGAAUUGGAGAAGAGGGAUAAAGUGGGGACUGAAUUCCUGCCACUGGUGGCAAGAAUUUCUGAGGUGAUGGGGAAGCCCAACAUCUCUGAUUACUUCCCAAUUCUUGCCAGGUUUGAUAUACAGGGAGUCGGGAAAGAAAUGACGCGCCUGAUGCAAAUUCUCGACAGGUUUCUUGAAAAUCUUAUAGACAAAAGUACGACUGUCUUAUCUGAUAGAGUGGAGAGUGGAACCAACAAGGGAAGGAAAGACUUUGUUCAAAUGCUAGUGGAGCUGAAGGAGAAGGACGACGGCGGUAAGAUGUCACUUACCAAGACACAAAUCAAAGCCAUGUUAGUCAACGUCAUAGUGGGCGGGACGCACACUUCAUCAACCACAGUGGAGUGGGUUAUGACAGAGCUGAUCAGCAAUCCAAACGUGAUGGAGAAGGUGCAGGAGGAAUUGAAACAAGUUGUGGGAUUGAACAAUAUGGUAGAAGAGGCUCAUAUCCCAAAACUCUUGUAUUUGGAUGCCGUUCUGAAGGAAACAUUGCGCUUGCACCCGACAGGACCCUUCUUAAGCCCAAGAACUCCAAGUGAAUUUUGUACGAUGGGCGAAUACACUAUCCCCAAGGAUUCUGCAAUCUUUCUGAACGUUUGGGCUAUUCAAAGGGACCCUACGGUCUGGGAUAAUCCAUUGGAAUUCAAGCCAGAGAGGUUUUUGGGUAACGACGGGAACUUGGAUUUCAGUGGGAAGAACUUUAAUUAUAUUCCUUUUGGAUCUGGGAGAAGGAUAUGUGCCGGCCUGCCGCUGGCGGAGAGAAUGUUGAGCUAUGUGUUAGCUUCACUUCUGCAUUCAUUUGACUGGAAGCUACCAGAUGGUGAAAAACUUGACAUGGAGGAUAAGUUUGGGAGUGUAUUAAGGAAGAAAAACCCGUUGUUUGCUAUUCCAUUUCCCAGGUUUACUGAUUCGAAUCUGUGCUUGUAACUUGGUGUUCGAAGCCAUUUACAAUAAUUGGAAGAUGAAUAAGACUCUGUAGUUGCCUA